UCCCCAAAAAUGUCCACCCAAGCCCAUCACCUCCUCCAACCCCUCCUCCUGACUCCUUCCCUUCACCUGCGGAACCGCAUAGUAAUGUCCUCCCUGACCCGCAACCGCUGUAUCGACGCCAAUAAACCUACCCCCAAAACUGCGACCCACUACGCAACACGGGCCAAAGACGGCGUCGGUCUCAUCAUCUCAGAAGGAAUCUUCAUAUACCUCAACGGCUGCGACUACGAGCACACACCCGUACUUUACAAAGAAGAACAUGUGGCACCUUGGAAGAUGGUUACUGAUGCUGUGCAUAAAGAGGGUGGGGUAAUUUUUGCGCAGUUGUGGCAUCCUGGACGCAGCCAAAACGAAAACAUGCCCAUGCUGAGAGACGCAAACUACCCCGUCCUAGCUCCUUCGGCGAUCCCGAGUGAGUCUGGGAGUUAUCAUUUGCUAGAUGGAAAGCCUCCUCACACACGCUCCCCAACCGCCAUGACGAAAACCCACAUCCAGGAAAUCCUCAAACAAUACACGACCUCUGCGUCCCUCGCAAAAGCCGCAGGCUUCGAUGGCAUAGAAGUCCUCGCGCAAGGAGACUUCCUAGUCCACAAUUUCCUGCUCAGCCGUUCAAACAACAGAUCAGACGAAUUCGGCGGCUCAACAAAAAACCGUACCCGCUUCCCACUGACGCUGCUCGAGGCCCUGACAUCAGUAUUCCCCGCGUCCCGCAUCGGCAUCAAGAUCUCGCCGUCCGAUAAUAUGGGCGACACUGCGUCUCCAGUAUCUGAAACCACGGCGACAUAUACGCGUUUGAUCGAAGAAUGCGUUGCCAUGAAUUUCGGGUAUAUCUGUCUUUCGCGAAGGGGGGUCAUGGAAGACGGGAAGAGCGUGGAGAGGCCGGAGGGGAUGGAGUUGGAUGAAGGGUAUGAUGUGCUAGAGACGUUUGGAGGGUUGGUUAGAGGGAAGAAGAGUGGGAGCGAGACCAAGUUGAUGGUUAAUUACGAGUGUGGGGUUGAAGAGGCCGAGGGGCUUUUGGGGGAGGGGAAGGUGGAUUUUGUGGGAUUUGGGAGACCGUUUAUUUGUAAUCCUGUAUGUGUUCUCUCCUUCUUCUUCAUAUUUUUUUCUUCGUCUUUGGGGGGAUUUGUGUAUGUUUGGGAGCGAGACUGUGUGUUUGUGUCGGGGAGAGAGAAAGACAAAGGAGAAUGCGGGCUAAUCUUUUUCUCCCCUGUACGUGGGGAGGGAACAGGAUUUCGUAUCGCGUGUUAAACGAGGCUCGAAGCUCGCGGAGAACGAUCGGGGUGGGUGGGUUUAUUACGGACCUUAUGGGGAUGUGAAUGAGGGCUAUAAUGAUUGGGCGUUUGCUGAUGACGA
Molecule: messenger RNA, 1353 nt
Organism: Periconia digitata
Lineage: Eukaryota; Fungi; Ascomycota; Dothideomycetes; Pleosporales; Periconiaceae
Source: the annotation of a GenBank genome assembly